Molecule: messenger RNA, 1068 nt
Organism: Aureococcus anophagefferens
Lineage: Eukaryota; Pelagophyceae; Pelagomonadales; Pelagomonadaceae
Exons: 2
Biological process (GO): protein folding; protein stabilization
Cellular component (GO): cytoplasm
Molecular function (GO): protein kinase binding; protein-folding chaperone binding; heat shock protein binding
Source: RefSeq, a predicted model, not a curated record
GACUAUUCGAAGUGGGACAACAUCGAGAUCAGCGACGACGAGGCGGACUGCCACCCGAACAUCGACAAGGCGUCGUGGUUCCGCAUGAAGCACCGGUCCCGCGUCGAGCGCGAGGACACGGAGGCCGCGGACCGGAAGUCGAUGGAGGCGGAGAACCGCGCCGACGGCGAGCGCGAGUCCGAGAUCCUGCGGAUCCUCGCGGAGAUCAAGGCCGGCGGCGAGGCGGCGGAGUACGAGGACGAGGAGGCGUUGAGCGGCGAGCUCGUCGAGGUGCGCACGCGCGUCAAGGAGCGCGUCGACAAGAUCGACUUCAUGGAGAAGAACAAGAAGUGGAACGUCGACAACAUGGGCACGGUGACGCACAACAAGACCAUCAUCUCGGGCAAGGGCUCGGACCCGUCGGACCUCCGCGACGCCGUCGAGUCGUACUCGAAUUUCGUGGAGGAGCACGAGGCCGUGCUCGAGGACUACCUCGCGACGCGCGACAUCGAGCAGUGCAAGGGCAAGAUCCACGAGCACGGCGGCACGCUGCUCCACGAGCACGCGCAGUCCUACAUCCUCCUCUCGUGCCUCGAGGACGAGAUGAACGGCUACCACGACAAGAUGGUGCUGUCCGCGCGGAACUCGCAGAUCCUGAGCCACGUCACGGAGCUGGCGACGUCGCUCCAGCGCCACCCGCGCGACGUCGUGCUGCCCUUCUUCAAGCGCAUCGCCGAGGAGCAGUACCGCAAGGGCUUCGAGGAGGCCGUCGCGGGCUUCGCGUCCCGCAUCGAGAACCGGGCCGUGGAGAAGCGCAAGGAGAUGGACGCCGCCAAGGCCGCCGAGGGCGGCGGCGACGACGACUACGAGGUGUUGUCCAAGGAGGAGCGCGUCGGCCCGGGCGGACUCGACCCCGUCGAGGUCUUCGAGACCCUCCCGCAGUCCAUGCAGGAGGCCUUCGAGGCCAAGGACAUGGCCAUGCUCCAGGUCGCCCUCGAGGCCAUGACGCCCGACGAGGCGAAGAAGCACAUGGACGCCUGCGAGAAGAGCGGCCUCUGGGUCGCGAACAAGGCGCAGGCGGACGCCGAG